AUGGUACUGGAACUUUUCAACAUGACUUCUCUAGGUGCAGAUUCAAAGGCAGCUCAGGAGUUCCUGGCCACCAUGAACACCAUGGACCUGACUGAGAUUGAGGGGCAAGUCACAGUAUCUGAACAUCAGCAUUUGGAUUACCCAACUGAAAAGCUGGAGCAGAGUGAGAACAAUGGUUCGAUUGUCCGUAAAGAGGAGAAAUGGGAAUUGCCUGCUCCCCAACUUAUACCUUCAUCUCCAAAAUCAUAUUCUUCAUUUCCUUCCAUAAAGCAGAAGUGGGAAGAAUAUCGGCUUCAGUGUUUAAAGUAUCUCCAAGAAACACCCCCUCUUGUGACAGAAGGCAAGUUUUGCAACAGGACUUUUGACAACUAUGUCUGCUGGCCUGAUGCUAUGCCUGGCACCUAUGUGAAUAUGAGUUGCCCUUGGUAUCUGCCGUCAGGUAGCUCAGGGCAAGUUUACCGUUUCUGCACACUGGAAGGUACAUGGCUAAUGGAGGAGAAUUCCACCAAUCCAUGGAAGAACAUUUCUGCAUGUAUGGCUCCUGAUGAAGACCUACCAGGAAGACGGUUGUUAUUCCUUUCUGUCAUCUACACCACUGGAUAUGCCCUUUCUUUCUCAGCCCUCGUUAUAGCAACUGGCAUCCUCCUUGGGUUCAGGCAUCUGCAUUGUACCAGGAACUACAUUCACUUGAACCUUUUUACCUCGUUUAUCCUACGUGCUGUGUCCAUCUUCGUUAAGGACUCCAUACUCAAAUGGAUGUACAAAACAGCCCCUCGUCAACAACAGUGGGAGAGUUUAAUUUCCUUCCAGGAGUCAUUUAGCUGCCGCUUGAUCUUUGUGAUGAUGCAGUAUUGUGUGACUGCAAACUAUUAUUGGCUACUGGUGGAAGGAAUGUACCUGUAUACUCUACUAGCCCUCUCAGUGUUUUCCGAGCAGAGAAUCUUUCGGCUUUACCUUUGCAUUGGCUGGGGUGUGCCAAUGCUGUUUGUAACCCUCUGGGGAAUUGUCAAGUACCUUUAUGAAGAUGAGGGCUGUUGGAACAAGAAUCUUAACAUGAACUAUUGGCUGAUCAUCAGGCUACCUAUUAUGGUUGCUAUUGGGGUAAAUUUCCUGAUCUUUAUCAGGGUUAUUUGCAUUAUAAUUUCUAAGCUGCAAGCCAAUCUGUUGCGCAAAAGUGACAUAAAAUGCAGAUUGGCCAAAUCUACACUGACUCUGAUCCCACUUCUGGGUACACACGAGAUCAUCUUUGCUUUUGUUACUGAUGAACACGCCAAGGGGAUGCUGCGGCUUGUGAAGCUCUUUUUUGAAUUCUCCUCUUCUUCCUUUCAGGGACUUCUGGUGGCAAUUCUCUACUGCUUUAACAAUACUGAGGUUCAGACAGAAUUUCAGAAAAGUUGGGAACGAUGGAGACUGGAACACUUUUACGUCCAAAGAGACAACAGUAUGAAGCCACUUAAGUAUCCAGCCAACAGCAUUAGCAGUGGAGGUACAGUCGGAAGCACCGUCUAUGCUGCCACUUGUCAAGCUACAUUCAGCUAAGAUGCAGAGGAGAUGGGCCAUCUGACCUGAACUGUAGGAGAUAAAAUUGAACGCCCAGCCAGACUGUUUGUAAGAGGUCUUUAGAAGACUUGACCCUCUGCUGUUCAUUGCUGCAGGCAGCUGAAUAAGCUUUUAAAAUAAA
Candoia aspera is the source of this 1681-nucleotide messenger RNA. It is a transcript of the gene GLP1R, whose product is annotated as glucagon like peptide 1 receptor. The transcript is spliced from 15 exons. Gene Ontology annotation, cellular component: plasma membrane. Gene Ontology annotation, molecular function: glucagon receptor activity; peptide hormone binding; glucagon-like peptide 1 receptor activity. Lineage: Eukaryota; Metazoa; Chordata; Lepidosauria; Squamata; Candoiidae. Gene Ontology annotation, biological process: adenylate cyclase-activating G protein-coupled receptor signaling pathway; positive regulation of blood pressure; cell surface receptor signaling pathway. The coding region runs from base 1 to 1539 and encodes 512 amino acids. The record is from RefSeq and is a predicted model, not a curated record.